Messenger RNA from Drosophila serrata, 2368 nucleotides. RefSeq names its product sodium-independent sulfate anion transporter. The record is from RefSeq and is a predicted model, not a curated record. NCBI's taxonomy places the organism in Eukaryota, Metazoa, Arthropoda, Insecta, Diptera, Drosophilidae. Gene Ontology annotation, biological process: transmembrane transport. Gene Ontology annotation, cellular component: membrane.
CACUUGUGCCAGUUGACAGGUGGCGAACGUGGGCCAAGGGGGUCGGCGCUACCUGGCCAUUGUGGCGAUCAGUUAGCCGCCGUGUUUAUGGAGGCGCUGUGGAUAUAACUGAAAGACACAACCUGUAUCCCGCUCCCACACACGACACGCGUCGGGGUCUGGGCAAACAGCAUCCGGGAGAUAAGAGCGCGUGACGCAGCCACCGGAGCAUCAGGUUGCGGCGACGUGUCCGCCCCAUCAGUUCGCCCAGAGAUCUACGCCCAGAAUGUCCACGCUGGAGAACGAGGUGACCUUCCGCAAGCAGGCGGAGGUCAGCCAGAGUCUGGAGGCGCAGUUUCAGGACAGCAAUGCCUCCACGGAUUUUAUUUUAAUCACCGAUCAUCGCACCUCCAAGAGCAAGAGUCUCGAGCAGCUGGAGGCCACUAAGGAGUCGGAAGAUGGCUCAUCCUGUUGCUCUCGCUAUGCCCGGAACAUUUUCCGGAUGAAGACCCUUAAGCGGCGAUUGCCCUUCCUCACCUGGCUGCCGCAUUAUAAUUCCCGGGAUUGUAUCGGCGAUCUGAUAGCCGGAUUUACGGUGGGUCUCACCGUAAUACCCCAGGGAUUGGCCUACUCGGGCGUGGUCGGUCUACCACCGGAGUACGGUCUCUAUGGCUCCUUUAUGGGCUGCUUUGUCUAUGUCCUUUUGGGCACCUGCAAGGACAGCACCAUUGGCAGUACGGCAGUGGCCUCCCUGAUGACCUUUCAGUUUGCCCAAGGCUCCUGGCAAAGAUCCGUGCUCCUGACCUUUCUUACCGGCAUCAUUGAGAUUUUUAUGGCCAUCUUCAAGCUGGGCUGUUUGGUGGAAUUCGUAUCGGGUCCAGUGAGUGCAGGAUUUACCAGUGCCGUGGCUCUCAUAGUUUCCACCUCCCAAAUGAGAUCCAUGCUGGGUGUUAAAAGUGAUGGCGGAUCCUUUCUGGCCACCUGGAUCAGCAUGUUCCGGGAUAUCGAGAAUGUACGAGUGGCAGACACUGUUCUUGGUUUCGGAUGUGUCGUCCUGCUGCUAGCCAUGAAAAGUAUGGGAAAACUUGCCAUUGGCCCCAAGGAUGAGUCCCAGAGGAGUAGCUUCCAGCGUGUUUUCAACCAUGUCAUCAAGUUCUUCUCCACAUCGAGGAAUGCCUCUGUUGUGAUUGUAUUCACGCUGAUCACCAUGCAUUUGGAGGCUCAAGGAACGAAUCCUUUUCGACUCACAGGAAAAAUACCCAAAGGAAUGCCUACUCCUUCGCUGCCACCCUUUUUCAUUGAGGCCCAGCCGGGUAAUGAAACGGCUGGGAUACCACCUGUGCCGGGACAGAACUUCCUGGAAAUGGUACAGAGCAUGGGCUAUGGACUCCUGAUUGUGCCUCUGAUGGCUCUCCUGGAAACCAUGUCCGUUUGCAAGGCCUUUGCCAAGGGAAAGCAGAUCGAUAUCACCCAGGAAAUGAUUGCCUGUGGAGUGGGCAACAUUGCCACCUCAAUGUUCUCGGGAUAUCGAUGCAAUGGUGGACUGGCUCGUUCGGCAGUGAACAAUGCCAGUGGCUGUCGCACCAAUAUGUCCAAUCUAUAUAUUGGUGUCAUAGUGGUCCUUGCUCUGAACUUCCUUACCGAUUACUUUGCGUUUAUUCCCAAGGCGGUCCUGGCGGCUAUCAUCAUAUCGGCAGUGAUUUUCCAGGUUCAAUACCAAGUCGUUACACCCAUGUGGCGAAGCAAACGCUCCGAUCUAGUCCCUGGCAUCUUGGCCUUUAUCACCUGCUUGGUGCUACCCCUGGAAAUUGGCAUUAUGGUGGCCAUUGGCGUAAAUCUACUCUUCAUUCUUUACUAUGCAGCUCGACCUAAGGUCACCCUGGAACAAUUGGAAACCCAGCAAGGCAUUCGCUUUGUAAAGAUCACCCCUGAUCGGUGUCUGAUCUUUCCCUCUGUGGAGUUUGUACGUAAUAUGGUGCUCAAAUCGGGCAGUAAAACCACCCAGCCGGUGGUCAUCGAUUGCACCUAUAUCUAUGCAGCAGAUUUCACCGCUGCCAAGGUGAUUGCCUCCAUGGUGGAAGACUUUCGGCGUCGCCACCAAAAGAUCAUCUUCUUCAAUCUUAAGCCAAGUGUGGUCAGUGUCUUUGAGGGUCUGAACACAAAGCUGGUGCUGUGCUACAACACUCAUGCCCUGGAUCAGGAGCUUCGACCUGAUGAGCCUGAUCUUUCGAGAUCCGUGGACUCCUUGGAUCACGCAGAGUCUGGUAAUGGCACUAGUGAGUGCGUCAGCAUGGCCAGUACAUUGUCUCUGGCCAGAAGUUAGUCAGUUAAGUUAGUUUAGUUAUCUACAUGUAUAUUAAUUAUUAUAAAUAAAAACAUAGAAAUGAAA